Messenger RNA from Megalops cyprinoides (Indo-Pacific tarpon), 3358 nucleotides. RefSeq names its product KIAA0319-like ortholog. NCBI's taxonomy places the organism in Eukaryota, Metazoa, Chordata, Actinopteri, Elopiformes, Megalopidae. Bases 395 to 3358 code for a protein of 987 amino acids. Gene Ontology annotation, molecular function: calcium ion binding. The transcript is spliced from 22 exons. Gene Ontology annotation, biological process: homophilic cell-cell adhesion. The record is from RefSeq and is a predicted model, not a curated record. Gene Ontology annotation, cellular component: plasma membrane; cytoplasmic vesicle.
UUUUUUGCAAAAUAACGCUUGUUGCGUUAACAAUUCACUAGUUUUGAACCAAACCUGACUGGACGUACGAGAUGCUUUUGAAAUUCUUGUGACUGCUAUUUUUUGUGCCAGCUGCCGAAGUCGUGUUUUCUUUCGCUAUCGUUCUUCGCAAUCCGUUCUGAUCUGCAGCACAAGGAAGUGCAGCGACACUGCGUGCAGGAAUGCGGAUCUGAAGAAUGCCUUCCACAUCGCGCAGUGUAUCAGAGGAUGCUUCUGCCCUUGGCCAGUUAAUUCAUGGACAUCCAUAACUGUUCUUUUUACCCAUGCACACUGUGUUUUAACUGAAGGAGCCUGGAAGAGAGUGGAGACGUGUCAUGUGACCAAUGAGGUUAAAGUCCCUUGAUCUCAGUGGAAAAUGUCCAAAGCACAGCAGAGUCCGAUUGGCUGGAGCCUGCCUCACUUGGGUCGGCUUCAUCAGCUCCUCCUAUCACUGUGCUGCCUCUGCUGCUUGUCUCCUCCCUCAGGGGUGAAUGCUGGAUUGUGCAGGGUGUCUGGGGGAGUGCUAGGGAUCCACUGGAGCAGCGUGAUUGGGCUGGGGUGGCGCCCCCUGGCGAUGGGGAGGGGCAGUGCGGAGUGCUGGCAGACCUGCUGCCUGGAGCCCACGUGCAGUGCCGUGUGGAGCCUCGGGGGGCGCUGUGUGCUGCUCAGCUGCUACCGCAGAGACGGCUGUGCCAUCACUUCACUCCCUCACCCCCACAUUCAGGCUCUGGGGCUCCUCCAGCACAUAUCAAAGGGCACCCCGGCAAGGAGGAGAAUCCGAAGGAUGGCGUCACGGAAAAGGGAUGGGGUCAUACCCCACCAGCAGGGGGCUCAGCCGAGUCACCCUCACCCUGACAUGGGCAUUUCAAAGGACACAGUUAGUCCCACCCCCUCAGUGACUUCAGCCAAUGGCAAGGCUCUUCCCUUGACCUCCAAUCGGACCCAGACCCAACAGACCAAUACGAGCACAGAAGUGGUGGUCCCUCCGCUUGUACAGCAAAACUUGACAUUUUCAGAUGAGACUGUGGAUACCACAUUUUCCAAUAGCAGCAUAACACCAGCUCCCACCGUUCAUGCCCAGACCACACCUACUCAGGCCGUGCGGGAGCUGGUGGUGUCAGCGGGGAAGAGUGUGGAGGUCACAUUGCCACGCAGUGAAGUGGAGCUGAAUGCCUAUGUCCUUCCAGCACUCCCAGAAGGGACAGACUAUGCAUUUGAGUGGCGGUUAAUCACUCAUCCUCAUGACUACAGCGGAGAGAUGGAGGGCAAGCACAGCAAGACGCUCAAACUGAGCAAACUGACCGUGGGGUUGUACGAGUUCGAGGUGCUGGUGGAUGGAGAUGGUGCACAUGGGGAGGGCUAUGUCAACGUCACGGUCAAACCAGAGCCACGUGUAAACAAGCCACCGGUUGCCGUGGUUUCCCCAAAGUUUCAGGAGAUUUCCUUGCCGACGAGUUCCACGGUGAUAGACGGCAGCCAGAGCACGGAUGAUGAUAAGAUCGUUGCGUGGCACUGGGAGGAAGUGAAGGGGCCGCUGAGGGAGGAGAAGGUAUCGGCCGACACGCCCAUCCUCACUCUCACCAACCUGGUGCCCGGAAACUACACUUUCAGCCUGACUGUGACAGACUCAGACGGGGCCCAGAGCUCGACUCAGGCGACGCUGUCUGUGAACAAAGCUGUGGACUACAGGCCGGUGGCCAACGCUGGGCCCAACCAGGUGAUCACUCUGCCGCGCAACUCGAUCACCCUCUACGGAAACCAGAGCACGGACGACCACGAGCACCUGGCCUACGAGUGGUCCCUCAGCCCGGAGAGCAAGGGCAAGGUGGUGGAGAUGCAGGGAGUGAGGACACCGACGCUGCAGCUGUCUGCCAUGCAGGAGGGAGACUACACCUUCCAGCUCACCGUCACCGACUCGGCCGGCCAGCAGAACACAGCCCAGGUCACCGUCAUCGUCCAGCCUGAAAACAACAAGCCCCCCGUGGCGGACGCAGGGCCUGAGAAGGAGCUCACUCUCCCUGUGGACCGCACCACACUGGACGGCAGCAAGAGCAGCGAUGACCAGAGGAUCGCCACCUACCACUGGAGUCAGAGCAAGGGUCCGGAAGGCGUGAAGAUUGAGAAUGCAGACAGCGCGGUCGCCACGGUGACAGGGCUGCAGGUGGGCAGCUACGAGUUCAGCCUGACGGUGACGGACGAGAGGAAGCUGCAGAGCACCGACACGGUCAAAGUCAUCGUCCGCGAAGAGCUGGAUCAGCCUCCAGUGGCCCGGGUCAUAUCCAGCCCUCCCAUCUCCCUGCCCCUCCGGACAGCCACGCUGGACGGCUCGCGGUCCUCAGACGAUAAGGGUGUGGUCAGCUACGUGUGGACCCGCGAUGACAGCAGCCCAGCCGCAGGGGAUGUGCUCAAUAACUCCGACCACCAGCCUGUGCUGUUGCUUAGUAACCUGGUGGAGGGAAAGUACAGCUUCUCCCUGACUGUCACUGACAGCAAGGGACAGAGCAGCACCGACCGAGGGACCGUGGAGGUGCGACCAGACGCGUGGGAGCGGGACCUUGUGGAGCUGGUGCUGGAGGUGGCGGUGUCCCAGGUGUCCCGCCGGCAGAGGGACAUGCUGCUCCGGCAGGUGGGCGUCCUGUUGGGCGUGCUGGACAGCGACAUCAUCGUCCGGGAGGUCAACGCGUUCAACGAGCACAGCACUCGCAUCGUAUUCCUGGUGUCAGGAGGCCCAGGGCGCCCCCCUCUGUCCGGACACAGUGUCGCUGUUGGGCUGCGUAACAAACUGCGCAAACAGAAGAACGACUUCCUGAUCUUCAAGGCCCGACGCGUCGACACUGUUAUCUGCCAGCUGAACUGCUCCAGCCACGGAGAUUGCGACUCCUUCACCAGACGCUGCGUCUGUCACCCCUUCUGGAUGGAGAACUUCAUCAGAGCCCAGCUGGGAGACGCAGAGAGCAACUGUGAGUGGAGUGUUCUCUAUGUCACUAUAGCAUCCUUCAUGAUUGUGGUUGCUAUAGGAACAUUGGUGUGGGGCAUGGUAUGCUGCUGCCGCAGGCGAAAGAGCCGGAUGCGCAGGAAGAGCCGCUACAAGAUGCUGGAGGCUGAUGAGCAGGACAGUCUGGAGCUGCAGCCACAACGAUCCGGCCGCUUGAAGCCGGUCCCCGCCCCCACCUCCUCCUCCCUCAUGCGCUCCGACUCAGACCUGGACAGUGACGAGGGCCGGGGCGGCAGCCCCUGGGCCGAGCGGGAGAGGGGCCAGCUUCUGCGGCCCCAGAACGGUGCCCUGCGCAACGGCCAGGGGCCCCUGAGGGCCAAAAAACAAAGAGAGGAGUUGCUAUAG